Molecule: messenger RNA, 1191 nt
Organism: Acanthocheilonema viteae
Lineage: Eukaryota; Metazoa; Nematoda; Chromadorea; Rhabditida; Onchocercidae
Source: the annotation of a GenBank genome assembly
AUGACCGAAGAAGAGAAAUUAUUUCUGGCAGAUAAGAGCUUAAAUAUGUCACUUAUGGAUGGAGAAAGUGACGUCUCAGAUGUUUUGUUGAAAUCAAAAGCGUCAUCCCAAAAAGUAGCAGCGGUUCGGCAGCGUCGCAUCAACCACGUUAAAAUUGCGCAUUUUUCAGCUGCAAUAAGUAAAGUGUUUGGUGAAGUGUACAAUUCACGUGGGAAAUUGAACGAUAUGUAUCGUCGGAAAGCUGUUAAUUCAUUACAUAUUACGGAAUCUAUACCGGAACACAUCACACAACUUGAUUUCAUAUCGCUAAUUCCCAGUGAACUUCGAACUGAUCAGCGGAUCGUUAUCGAUUUAGUCAAACGUUUAUCGGAAGCGGCCCGACAUCGACAGCGAAUUGCUCGGGCUAAUUUCAUAUAUCGUAAUGAAGCACAACGUUUAUCAGAAAUUUUUCGUGAAUGUGCUCAUCGUGAAGAUCAAUGCAUUCGACUUGCAAAGUUAAUCGGUGAUGUACGUAGUGAGCGUCAGUGGAAGGGUAGUAUGCCAAGUGUGGAAUGGUUUUUGCGACGCAAAAAGGGUGUUGUUUCGUCAAAGGCUGAAAAAAUGGAUCAACAGGCAGCUGGUCCGGCAGCUCCGAAUAAACUUAAACGUUUGUUAGAAAUUUCCAAAACGUCAAAUGAUGAGGAACGAUUGAAGAUAUCAAAAAGUGAAUUUGAAUUACCUGAUGAAUCUGGCAGUUAUACAGAUUACUUGAAACAAGUUUUUUUGAAUUCAACGUCCACAGAUUUUUCUCACGAUGAGAAGCAAGACAUAGAAGCGAAAAUUGAACCGGAAACGCCAACAGGAACACCUACUGCCAUGGGAAGUCCAAAUGGUGUUAGCACUACGAUUAUCAGCACCGAAGAAUUGCAUUUUCCAAGCAGCUCAAAUUCGGAAUCAGGCUUAUUGACAAGUGCGGUUACAUCACAGACGUUACCGAAUUCAUUGGAUCGAAAUAUCGCAAUUGAAAAAUUAGAAACGUAUUUCAGUCGUAGUACUCCGGAUCAAGUACGACAGUAUAUGUUGCGAUUGCGGCAAGCUGCUAAUCGACGUCUUGCCGAACAAGCAGUUGAUUUGAUCUCAACAUUGAGCAGUGAGGAGUGUGCGCAAUUUUUAAGCGAUAUUGAUAGUGAUGGUACUGCUGGCUUUAAUUAG